Messenger RNA from Chlamydomonas reinhardtii, 1570 nucleotides. RefSeq lists its product as uncharacterized. The transcript is spliced from 10 exons. The coding region runs from base 220 to 1044 and encodes 274 amino acids. Lineage: Eukaryota; Viridiplantae; Chlorophyta; Chlorophyceae; Chlamydomonadales; Chlamydomonadaceae. The record is from RefSeq and is a predicted model, not a curated record. Gene Ontology annotation, molecular function: NAD binding; oxidoreductase activity, acting on the CH-OH group of donors, NAD or NADP as acceptor; NADP binding.
ACAAUCGGACAAAUGGCGUCGACCUCAGGGCCUGCAGUUGCGCAAGCAGCUCCGACACAGCGCGUGGGCUUCGUGGGGUUAGGCGCCAUGGGCAAGGGGCAGGCGAGCUGCCUCGCCCGACACCUGCAGUCGGCUGGCGCCGCGCCGCUGCUUGUGUUCAACCGCGACCCCUCGAAGACGCGGCAGCUGCUGGAGGAUCCGGGGCUGCCUCAGGGCUGCAUGGAGGCCGCAGAUAACCUGGAGGCCGUGGCUCGAACCUGUGACGUGGUGUUCACGAUGCUGGCGCACGACGCCGCAGUGCGAGAGGUGGCCACACAGCUGGCGACGGCGUUUGCCGCGGCGGGGGCGGCCGCCUCGGGGGCUGGGGCGGCGGGCGCGGUGCCACGAAUCCUGGUGGAUUGCAGCACGGUGAGUCCCGACACGACGCGGGAGAUGGCGGCCUUGCUGGGGGGUGUGGGGGUGCAGUACGUGGCGUGCCCCGUGCUGGGCAGGCCGGACGCCGCCGCCGCCGCCAACCUGCUCAUCUUCUGCUCGGGGCCCGAGGAAGCCAAACAGCGCAUCGCGCCCUACCUCGCCUGCAUGUCGCGCAAGGUGCUGGACCUGGGCGGGCAGCCGCACAAGGCGCACGUCAUGAAGCUGCUCGCCAACUUCCACCUGGUGUCGCUGAUUGAGCUGCUGGCGGAGGGGAUGACACUGGCGGAGAAGAACGGCAUCCCCAGGCAGAGCUACAUGUCGUUCAUUGAUGAGAUACUGCCGGUGCCCAUCGUGCACGGCUACGGCAGUCGCAUCGCGGCGGACGCGUUCGGAGCGGGCGCGGGCUUCACGGUGACUCUGGGCCUCAAGGACGUCAACCUCAUGCGGCGACUGGCCGAGUCUAGUGAGGCGCCCCUGCCGCUGGCUGACGUGGCCUACCAACACCUGCUGGCCGCAAAGGCCAACGGGCUGGCGGACCGCGACUGGGCGGCGCUGGCGGUGGCGGUCCGGCGAAACGCCGGGCUUACAGGCGGGCCGCCGCCGCCGCCUGCGGGGCAGCUGGAGCAGUAGAGGAGAAGAGGAGGAGCAGAGGAGGAGCAGAGGAGAAGAGGAGGAGAAGAGGAGAAGAGGAGGAGCAGAGGAGAAGAGGAGGAGCAGAGGAAGGGUAGGCGCAGUGAGAGGAGGAGUGGGGCGGGUAGGGGCUGCGGUGGCCGAGCCAGGAGUGCACUGCGGGCUGCUAGCCAAAGGGAGCUGUGGCGCGAGGGAUGGAGACGCGAGAGAAGGGCUGGGUGGCGGCGCAGGCGGCAGGCGGGGAGCUGGGUAGGGAGGCGUUCUGUGCCGGGACCGGACCGUUGACUGGUUGAGAGAUGUGCUGAUGUUUGUGAUAGCGGCGGGCCAGGGCUGCGCGGCUCGCAGAGCAGUGCCUAGAGUGGGCAGCGGGCACCCCGCGGGUCUGUCUGUGUAGUUACCCCUGCAACAGUUAACCGAAGUUACUGGUCGAAGGCGCAGGGUCGCGACUCGCGAGUCGCUCGCUCGGUUCUAACGAAACUCCCUCCCGGACAGCUUCCCAAGUUCACGGAUCCUGUGACCCAUGCUG